CAGCCAAAAGCAUCUGGGUGUGGACCGACUUUGGGGGGAGUCCCAUAGCAUCGCUUCACUGAAAGGUGAUGACGGAUCGGAGCUAAGGAUGGAGCUUUUCUGGAUUCUGUUAUUUUCUGUCAUCCACCGUUACGCACGAGGACAAGGAGUAUACGCUCCUGCCAAUGCCCAGAUAGUGCACUCGGGGCAGGCGUGUGUGGUGAAGGAUGACAACAUUAGUGAGCGGAUCUACACCAUACGAGAAGGGGCCACGCUGGUGCUGCAGUGCCUUGUUAAAGGCCAUCCACGACCACAGGUGCGAUGGACCAAGACGGCCGGCAGCGCGUCGGACAAGUUCCAGGAGACGUCCAUCUUCAACGAGACGCUGCGGAUCCAGGGCAUCACGCGCGUGCAGGGCGGCCGCUACUACUGCAAGGCCGAGAACGGCAUCGGGGUGGCUGCCAUCAAGUCCAUCCGUGUAGACGUGCAGUACCUAGACAAGCCCUUGCUGACCGUGCACCAGACGAUCAAUAAAGAGGGGGGCAGCUACUACCAGGAGCGCACGGUGUUCCUGCGCUGCACGGUCAACUCCAACCCGCCCGCCCGCUUCAUCUGGAAGAGGGGCAGCCGCAACCUCGAGCAGAACAAGGACAUGGGCGUAGACAUCUAUGAGCCGCUUUACACACAGGGUGAGACCAAGGUGUUGAAGCUGAAGAAUCUGCGGACGACGGACUUUGCCGACUACACGUGCCAGGUGUCGGUGCGAAACGUGUGUGACAUCCCUGACACCGCCGUCACCUUCCGCCUCACCAACGCCACCAGUCCUCCUGCUCUGCGGCUAGCCGGAAACGAGACGAUAGUGGUGGAUCCAGGGAAGGAAGUGACCAUGUCCUGCGAAGUGACAGGAGGGUUCCCCCCGCCGGUGGUGACAUGGUCCCGUACCCCGUCACCCCUACCCAGGGCCGCGCAGGUCCGUGGGGGAACCCUCACCAUCCGCAACGUCAGGCCCUCCGACUCUGGCUUCUACAACUGCACUGCUGUCAACAACGUGGGCAACCCAGCAAAGAAGAAUGUCAACCUCAUAGUCAGAACGAUGACGAACCUCACCUUCCAGAUUACGCCCGACUCCAACAAAGACAGCGAGAGCAUCCAGAUGGGUCGGGACCUCAAGCUCUCCUGCCACGUGGACGCCCGGCCCCAGGACAAGGUCAACUACACCUGGUUCAAAAACGCCAUGCCCAUCUACCCCACCGACAGCCUGAUCGUGCUGCGCAGCGACCCCGACAUGCCCACGGGCACCAGCAGCCUGGAGAUCGUGGACAUGAAGUUCCGCGACCAGGCCACCUACAGCUGCGUGGCCAACUUCCCCGACAGCACUGUGCCCGAGAUGCGGGUGGACAUCAACAUCACCCAGAGCAGCGUGACUCCACCCAUUCUGUCCAUACCGUCGGGCGGUGCCACGGUGAACGUGAAGGAAGGGGGCACGGCCGAGCUGGUGUGCCAAGUGGACGGCAAACCCCGGCCUCCUGUCCUGUGGUCGCGGGGCAACAAGGACCUGCCCAUGCCCAACGGGGACUGGAUGGUGGAGACCAGGGACGGCCGGCUGCGUCUCACCAACGUGUCUCGGGAGUCGCUGGGCCCCUACCGCUGCCAGACGGCCCCCUACAACGGCCUCAACAUCAAGCGGAGGGAGGGCCAGGUCCAGCUCAACGUGCAAUUUCCCCCGAUGCUGGACCCGGACUUCCAGGACGUGCGCUCGCCCAACUUCCAGCAGGUGGUACUGCGCUGCGUGGUGAUCAAGGCCAACCCCACGAAAAUCGCCAGCUUCCGCUGGUUCCUGAACGGCAAGCCGGUGACGCCACUCAUGGACAGCCAGGACACACCUGUCCACCGCUUCCGCCUGGAGCCCAGCAAGAAUGGCACCUACGAGUGCAGAGUCUCCAACAGUGCUGGCACAUCCUCCUGCACCUACAACGUUUCUGCUCGGCCUUUCCCUGCGGAGUUCUACUACGAUACGCCCAACCCUAUUCGAGUGCUGAAGGGGGACAACUUCUCCUACAACUUGCAGUGGACCCAGAAGGAACCCCAGGCUGUGGAUCGUGUGAUUGGCUAUUCGAUCAAUGUAACACAGAACGGCAUGAAGGUCUGGUCCAAGGUGUACACCCCCAUUCUGGAACCCCAGAAAGGAGUGCUGAUGUCCGAGGUGCUCACGGACCUCCGAAUCGCUCUGAACUACGAGGUGUCCUUGACCCCCAUUGGCAACUACGGCACGGGGGACCCUGUGGUCCGCAUCAUCCAGUUCUCAGAACCCUAUACUUAUCUCCGGCCCUCAGAUUAUGUGUGCGGUUUCGAGGACAGAAACAUAUGCGGCUUCACCCAGGACAGAGGUGACACCUUUGACUGGACUCGGCAGAACCACCUGUCCCAGAACCCCAAGCGCUCACCCAACACUGGCCCAGAAAUGGACCGCAGUGGGACCAAAGAAGGCUACUACAUGUUCAUCGAGACGUCCAGGCCUCGGGUGAAGGGGGACACCGCCAGACUGGUGUCGCCCCUCUACAACGUGACCCUGAGCCGGGGUCCCACCGGUGUCACGCGCCUACCUUACUGCAUCUCCUUCUACUACCACAUGAAGGGCAAGCACAUCGGUACCCUGAACCUGCUGCAGAGGGCCAAGAGCAUUGCUACGGUGGACACGCUGGUGUGGAGCCGCUCUGGCAGCCAGGGACCCAACUGGAUCAAGGCCAACUGUGUCAUCACGCCCAGCGGCCCCUUCCAGGUCGUGUUUGAGGGCAUCCGAGGGGACGGGUAUGAGGGAGACAUCGCCAUUGAUGACGUGUCCGUCACUAAGGGCAGAUGCAAACAGGACGACUCGGGAUCUGACAGAGCUGUCGUCGCUGGAAGGGCAGCAGCAUCUCGGCCUGCUCUGGUGGCAUCUCUGCUGACUCUGGUCACCUGGUCCUGUCUGCUGUCCUUCUCCAGAUGAUGACGACGACGACG
Messenger RNA from Engraulis encrasicolus (European anchovy), 2979 nucleotides. Its product is annotated as MAM domain-containing glycosylphosphatidylinositol anchor protein 1. Gene Ontology annotation, biological process: synapse organization; homophilic cell-cell adhesion. Lineage: Eukaryota; Metazoa; Chordata; Actinopteri; Clupeiformes; Engraulidae. Gene Ontology annotation, cellular component: plasma membrane; neuronal cell body; axon. The record is from RefSeq and is a predicted model, not a curated record. The transcript has 18 exons. Gene Ontology annotation, molecular function: protein binding; axon guidance receptor activity. The coding region runs from base 89 to 2965 and encodes 958 amino acids.